CCCUCUGCCCCACACACUGGCCUUGGAGCAUCCUCAUGCUCUGCCCCACACCCCAGCUCCAAAGUAUCCCCUCACUCUGCCCCACACUCCAAUUCUGGAGCAUCCCCUGCUCUGCCCCACACUCAGCCUCCCCAGUGCACUGCUGGGGGCAGCCAACCCCCACAGCUCUACCAGUCUAGAAGGAGGAACUGGGCAAAACCGGGCAUUGCGACAGCUGGAAAUCCCGUUCUGACGGCGCUUCCUUCCAGAGGCUCUUGAAAACCGGCCACGCUAGAGCCAGGCUCAGAGAGUGGGGCAGGCAGGAGCCCGAAGCCAAGUGCCAUACACUUCCCAGGUACUGUCAAGUCUCUGCCCAGGACUCUGCAGUCAGUGGCGGCGAUGGCAUUCGUCCCUGAUUUGGACACACUGGAGAAUAGCAGCCUAAAUGAGGAGAUGUUUUAUGGCCCCGACUGCCUCUGCCUGCAGAAGAAACCCCGACUGGACUUGGAGGUGACAUCACCCAGGGUAGGCAUCCAAGUGACAGUGACCAAGGGACACCCUGCCAGGACCUUUCGCCGGGCUGCUGUCCUGGUGGUUGCUGUGACCAAGUUCCUAAAGCAACCAGCGCACAAGGACUUUGCUGACAGUGACCUUGGCAACUUCUUGGAUGAUCUUUUCGAGCCCAUCUCCUUCCAGCACAUAACGGGCAGUUAUGCUGGGGCACCCGUCUUCCGCUACACCCGCUCCCAGUCCUUUGACAUCCUGGACAUUGACCACAAGUGUUUUGUGCUGGAGUCGCCAACCCAGCUGGUGGCCCUGCACCUGCAGGGACCCUCUGCCGGACGGAAAGUGAAGCUCAACAUCGCUCUGUACCGUCCCCGGUCAUCGCAGGGCAGCCCAGGGGCUGGGCGGGUGCCUGUGGCCUUGGGUAUCAAGGGCUACCAGCUCUAUAUGUCGUGUGUGAUGAGUGGCGCCAAGCCCGUGCUGCAGCUGGAGGAAGCUGAUGUCAGGAGGGAUAUUGAGACCGUGGAGCUGACCCGCUUCAUCUUCUACCGUCUGGACAGCCCGGCCGAGGGGACUACCCGCUUCGAGUCCGCUGCCUUCCCUGGCUGGUUCAUCUGCACAUCCCUGCAGCCCCGCCAGCCUGUGGGUAUCACCAACGCUCCUGACCAAGUGAACAUUGCUACCUAUGAGCUGAGCGGGCGCUGAAGACCCCACACCAACCCAACCGGCAGUCACCGGUUUUCAGGCUGUAUGUACUGAGUACAACCCCCUGGGAUGGGACCCCUCUCACCAUCUACUUCAGAUGAAAUAGUAGCUCUGGGCCCCAUGGGCUCAAGACACCCCAAUCCUUAUUUAUUUACUUAUUGUGUCUGGCCAGUGCUUUUAUAUUUAUUUUUUGUGCUCCCUUAUUUAUUGCUGCAUUUAACUUGUAUGUGUUUUAUUGUUAUCUGGAACGCUGGUGUUUGUAGAGA
Molecule: messenger RNA, 1454 nt
Organism: Manacus vitellinus (golden-collared manakin)
Lineage: Eukaryota; Metazoa; Chordata; Aves; Passeriformes; Pipridae
Product: interleukin-1 beta-like
Exons: 6
Coding region: 379-1188 (269 amino acids)
Biological process (GO): positive regulation of gene expression; cytokine-mediated signaling pathway; cellular response to lipopolysaccharide
Molecular function (GO): interleukin-1 receptor binding; cytokine activity
Source: RefSeq, a predicted model, not a curated record